GCCACUGCUGUUAGCCGCCCCCGCCAGCGCCACCUGGGACCAUGUCCGAGGACCUAGAGUCCAUAUCAGAGGAAGAACGCAGCUUGUUCCGUCCGUUCACCCGCGAGUCGCUGGCCGCCAUCGAGGCGCGUAUCGCCGAGGAGUAUGCCAAGCAGAAGGAGCUCGAAAAGAAGAGAGCUGAGGGAGAAGUUCGGUAUGAGGACGAGGACGAAGAUGAAGGGCCACAGCCAGAUCCAACACUGGAGCAGGGUGCACCGCUGCCCGUUCGGCUCCAGGGAGGUUUCCCAGCAGAACUUGCCUCCACCCCUCUUGAGGAUAUUGAUAGUUUCUACCAUAACCAGCGGACAUUCGUAGUGGUUAGUAAAGGAAAGGAUAUUUUCCGAUUCAGUGCAACAGAUGCCUUGUGGAUUCUGGAUCCUUUCAAUCCUAUUCGAAGAGUUGCUAUAUAUAUUUUGGUUCAUCCCUUAUUUUCACUUUUUAUCAUCACAACAAUUUUAACGAACUGCAUCUUCAUGAUCAUGCCUACUACACCAGUAAUAGAAUCAACAGAAGUAAUUUUUACUGGCAUCUACACAUUUGAAUCAGCCGUAAAGGUGAUGGCAAGAGGGUUCAUACUUCAGCCAUUUACGUACCUUAGAGAUGCAUGGAACUGGCUGGACUUCGUAGUAAUAGCUUUAGCUUAUGUUACCAUGGGGAUAGAUCUAGGAAACCUGGCUGCCUUGAGAACUUUCAGGGUCCUUCGAGCUUUGAAGACUGUAGCUAUUGUCCCAGGUUUGAAGACCAUUGUCGGUGCUGUGAUUGAAUCUGUGAAGAAUCUGCGGGAUGUGAUCAUAUUGACCAUGUUCUCUUUAUCUGUGUUUGCCUUAAUGGGCCUCCAGAUUUACAUGGGUGUCCUCACACAGAAAUGUAUAAAAAACUUUCCCAUGGAUGGGUCAUGGGGAAAUCUUACAGAUGAAAACUGGGAGAGAUUUGUGAGCAAUGAAACAAACUGGGUGAAGGAAGGGUAUGAAUUUCGUCUUUGUGGAAACUCAUCAGGAGCAGGGCAGUGUGAAGAAGGAUACACGUGCCUUCAAGGAUAUGGCCCAAAUCCAAAUUAUGGUUACACUAGUUUUGAUACUUUUGGUUGGGCAUUGUUAUCUGCCUUUAGGCUCAUGACUCAAGACUUUUGGGAAAAUCUCUAUCAGUUGAUUCUCCGAUCAGCAGGUCCAUGGCAUAUGUUGUUUUUUAUUGUUAUUAUUUUUUUGGGUUCAUUUUAUCUUGUCAACUUAAUUUUGGCCAUUGUUGCUAUGUCAUAUGAUGAGUUGCAAAAGAAGGCAGAAGAGGAAGAAGCAGCAGAGGAAGAAGCUAUCAGGGAAGCAGAAGAGGCAGCCCAAGCAAGAGAAAAUAGGCAGGCAGCACGGGAAGCAGCAAGAGUAUCAGCAGCAGCAGCUCAAGCUGCAGCCAAUGUCGUCAAGUCACCAUCUGAUUUUUCAUGUCACAGCUAUGAGCUCUUUGUAGGUCAAGAGAAAGGCAACGAUGAUAACAACAAGGAAAAAAUGAGCAUUCGUAGUGAAGGUGGAGAUUCACUUAGUGAACAUCGGGGUCGUACAAUAGGGCCUAAUGGCAAGGUGCGGAAGGUGAGCGCGGCCAGCCUGAGUCUUCCGGGCUCUCCAUUCAACCUGAGGCGAGGUUCACGGGGCAGCCACCAGUUCACGCUGAGAAACGGCCGUGGUCGCUUUGUGGGACCCCCAGGAGGGGACCGCAAGCCUCUCGUGCUCUCCACCUACUUAGAUGCCCAAGAACACUUGCCAUAUGCGGAUGACUCAAAUGCAGUAACACCAAUGUCGGAAGAAAAUGGUGCUAUAGUGGUUCCUGUCUACUAUGCCAGCAUUGGUUCACGAAAUUCAUCGUAUACCUCACAUGCAUCACGAGUUUCAUAUACAUCUCAUGGUGACCUACUUGGUGGUGUUCCUGUCACAAAGGAGAGCCGACUUCGUGGAAGAAGUCGUAACAAUCCUGCUCCCCCAAACACUGUGCCCUAUAUGUCUGCUGCUAUGAACCACAAGCACCCUUUUGAUGCUUCUUUAGACAGUGAAGAUGGACCAGCUAAAAUGAAACAUCAAGACAAUCCAUUUAUAGAGCCUACACAACAACAAACUGUUGUUGAUAUGAAAGAUGUGAUGGUGUUGAACGACAUCAUAGAACAAGCAGCAGGCCGGCAAAGCAGGGCAAGUGAACAUGGAGCAGCUGAUGAUGAUGAUGAUGAAGGUCCUACAGUGAAAGAAAAAAUUCUUGCGUUCUGUAUUCGUUGCAUUGAUAUCUUCUGUGUAUGGGACUGCUGUUGGUUGUGGUUAAAAUUCCAAGAAUAUGUUGCACUCAUAGUGUUUGAUCCUUUUGUUGAACUCUUCAUUACAUUGUGCAUCGUUGUCAACACACUUUUCAUGGCUCUUGAUCAUCAUGACAUGAACAAGGACAUGGAAAAAGCAUUGAAAAGUGGAAAUUAUUUCUUCACAGCAACUUUUGCAAUUGAAGCAACUUUAAAACUAAUUGCCAUGAGUCCAAAAUAUUAUUUUCAAGAAGGCUGGAAUAUUUUUGAUUUUAUUAUUGUGGCUCUGUCUUUAUUGGAACUGGGACUUGAAGGAGUUCAAGGCCUGUCAGUGCUCAGGUCAUUUCGACUGCUGAGAGUUUUCAAGCUUGCAAAAUCGUGGCCAACUCUGAAUUUGCUAAUUUCUAUAAUGGGUAGAACUGUUGGUGCCUUAGGAAAUUUGACCUUUGUGUUAUGUAUAAUUAUAUUCAUAUUUGCUGUUAUGGGUAUGCAGUUAUUUGGUAAGAACUAUACAGAUUAUGUGGAAAGAUUUCCAGACCAGGAUUUACCCAGAUGGAACUUCACAGACUUCAUGCAUUCCUUCAUGAUUGUAUUUCGUGUACUGUGUGGAGAAUGGAUAGAAUCCAUGUGGGAUUGCAUGCUUGUUGGAGACUGGUCAUGUAUACCCUUCUUUUUGGCCACAGUUGUAAUUGGAAACUUAGUUGUCCUUAAUCUUUUCUUGGCGCUGCUACUCAGUAACUUUGGUUCAUCAAACUUGUCAGCUCCAACAGCUGACAAUGACACCAACAAGAUUGCAGAGGCAUUUGAUCGCAUUUCAAGGUUUAUCAACUGGAUGAAACGUAGUAUGCUAAAUUUGGCAAAAUUGAUGAGGGCCAAAUUAACUAACCAGAUUUCCGAUCAGACGCCAGAUGCCCAUGACCGAGAUGCUGAUGCCGAUUAUGUUGGAGAUGAGAUAAUAGCUGAUGGGAUAGUGUACAGAGACAAGAAAUUUCUCAAAGAACAAACUCAAGUGGAAGUUGCAAUUGGUGAUGGGAUGGAAUUCACAAUUCAUGGUGACCUUAAAAAUAAACUGAAGAAGGGUAAACUAAUGAUGAACAAUGCCAAACUGAUUGGGAAUUCUAUCAAGGAGAACCAUCAAGAUAACAGGAUAGAAAAUGAAUACUAUAAGCAAAGAUUAGAAGAAGAUGUCAUAAGUAAUAAAUCCUAUGGCAGUCACAAAAACCGUCCAUUUAAGGAUGACAGCCAUAAAGGUAGUGCUGAGACACUAGAUGGAGAGGAGAAAAAAGAUAUUAGCAAAGAAGAUCUGGAGGAUGAGGGAGAUCUUGAAGAAGAAGGUGAAGGGGAAGAAGGUCUUCUUGAAGAAGAUAUGGCACUCGAAGCUGGCUCAGAAGAUGCAGCAGGGCAAGAAUACCCGUCCGACUGUUUUCCAGAGCCUUGUUAUAAGCGUUUCCCAUUCCUUGCUGGUGACGAUGAUGCACCAUUUUGGCAAGGUUGGGCAAACCUUCGUUUGAAGACCUUCCAACUAAUUGAAAACAAAUAUUUUGAGACAGCUGUCAUCACUAUGAUUCUGCUCAGCAGUCUGGCAUUGGCAUUGGAAGAUGUCCAUUUACAACAGAGGCCCAUUCUUCAAGAUAUUUUGUACUAUAUGGAUCGAAUAUUCACUGUUAUUUUCUUCCUUGAGAUGUUAAUUAAAUGGCUGGCCUUGGGUUUUAGAAAGUAUUUCACAAAUGCCUGGUGCUGGCUAGAUUUCAUCAUUGUGAUGGUCUCGCUCAUAAACUUCGUAGCAUCCUUGUGUGGGGCAGGAGGCAUACAAGCCUUCAAAACUAUGAGGACUCUCAGGGCCCUUAGGCCUCUUAGAGCUAUGUCUAGAAUGCAGGGGAUGAGGGUUGUCGUCAAUGCUCUUGUGCAAGCUAUUCCCAGCAUCUUUAAUGUGUUAUUGGUUUGUUUGAUAUUCUGGCUCAUUUUUGCUAUUAUGGGAGUACAGCUGUUUGCUGGAAAAUACUUCAAGUGUCAAGACUCCAACGACACUACAUUAAGUCAUGAAAUUAUCCCAGACAAGAACUCUUGUUUGGCAGAAAAUUACACUUGGGUGAAUUCACCGAUGAAUUUUGAUCAUGUUGGAAAAGCCUACUUAUGCCUCUUUCAAGUUGCAACAUUCAAAGGAUGGAUACAGAUCAUGAAUGAUGCUAUAGAUUCAAGAGAGGUGGACAAGCAGCCAAUCCGAGAAACCAACAUUUAUAUGUACCUGUAUUUUGUAUUCUUCAUUAUCUUUGGAUCAUUUUUCACUCUUAAUCUGUUCAUUGGAGUGAUUAUUGACAACUUUAAUGAACAGAAGAAAAAGAUAAGUGGCUCUUUGGAAUUGUUCAUGACUGAGGAUCAGAAGAAGUACUAUAAUGCUAUGAAGAAAAUGGGCUCAAAGAAACCCCUAAAGGCUAUACCACGUCCAAGGUGGAAGCCCCAAGCAAUUGUAUUUGAAAUUGUGACCAAUAAAAAGUUCGACAUGAUAAUCAUGUUGUUCAUUGGCUUAAAUAUGCUGACGAUGACGCUAGAUCACUAUCAGCAAACAGAAACCUUCAGUCAAGUUUUAGACUACCUCAAUAUGAUCUUCAUCGUCAUAUUUAGUUCAGAAUGCCUUAUGAAAAUAUUUGCCCUUCGAUAUCACUACUUCAAAGAACCAUGGAAUCUCUUUGAUUUUGUAGUUGUGAUUUUGUCUAUACUAGGUCUGGUGCUCAGUGACAUUAUUGAGAAGUACUUUGUGUCACCAACUCUUCUGAGGGUCGUUCGAGUAGCAAAAGUGGGCAGAGUGCUCCGUCUAGUUAAAGGUGCUAAAGGCAUCAGAACUCUUUUGUUUGCAUUGGCGAUGUCAUUGCCAGCACUGUUUAACAUCUGUCUGCUACUCUUCUUAGUGAUGUUCAUCUUUGCCAUUUUUGGUAUGUCAUUCUUUAUGAAUGUGAAGGAGAAGAGUGGGAUUGAUGAUGUCUAUAACUUCAAAACUUUUGGACAGUCAAUGAUCCUACUUUUCCAGAUGUCAACAUCUGCUGGAUGGGAUGGUGUACUAGAUGGAAUUAUUAAUGAGGAAAACUGCAACAAGCCCAACAGUGAAAUUGGCUAUCCUGGAAAUUGUGGUUCGGCUACUGUAGGCAUUGCUUUUCUCCUGUCAUACCUUGUAAUUAGUUUCCUCAUCGUCAUCAACAUGUACAUAGCAGUCAUCUUAGAAAAUUACUCACAGGCAACAGAAGACGUCCAGGAAGGUCUCACAGAUGAUGACUAUGACAUGUACUAUGAAAUAUGGCAGCAAUUUGACCCCAAUGGUACACAGUAUAUCCGUUAUGAUCAGUUAUCUGAUCUCUUUGAUGUGCUGGAGCCACCGUUGCAGAUCCACAAGCCAAAUAAGUACAAGAUAGUGUCAAUGGACAUACCAAUCUGCAAAGGGGACCUAAUGUACUGCGUAGAUAUUUUGGACGCACUCACAAAGGACUUCUUUGCGCGGAAAGGGAACCCAAUUGAUGAGACUGCAGAGCUGGUUGAGGUUAAAGUGGGACAGCCAGGUUACGAGCAUGUUUCAUCGACAUUGUGGCGUCAGCGAGAAGAGUACUGUGCGCGCCUCAUCCAGAAUGCAUGGCGGAAGCACAAACAGCAGCGGCUCGGUGGGCCCAGUGAUGAGUCAGACGCCGUGCCCUGCGAUGGCGACAUCGACGCAGAUGGUAGCGACGAUCGUCGACAGACAGCCGUGCUUGUCGAGAGCGACGGCUUCGUCACCAAGAACGGCCACCGUGUCGUCAUCCAUUCGCGCUCGCCCAGCGUGACGUCGCGGUCAACGGACGUGUGAGCACGGCCGCCCCUCCCCC
Messenger RNA from Schistocerca cancellata (South American locust), 6153 nucleotides. It is a transcript of the gene para, whose product is annotated as sodium channel protein para. The transcript is spliced from 33 exons. Gene Ontology annotation, biological process: sodium ion transmembrane transport; neuronal action potential; membrane depolarization during action potential. The record is from RefSeq and is a predicted model, not a curated record. Gene Ontology annotation, cellular component: plasma membrane; voltage-gated sodium channel complex. Bases 42 to 6134 code for a protein of 2030 amino acids. Gene Ontology annotation, molecular function: voltage-gated sodium channel activity; calcium ion binding. Lineage: Eukaryota; Metazoa; Arthropoda; Insecta; Orthoptera; Acrididae.